AUGGAACUUCUAAACACAGCAUACUCCGAAGGCAUUCUUAAUAAAAACGAGAAAAGUUUCCUUAGCGUAUCGUCUCCACCUUUAGCGCUUUUUUACCAUCUGCCAAAGAUUCAUAAGAACUUGGAACAUCCUCCGGGUAGACCAAUCAUAUCAGGUAUUGGAUGUCUGACUAGCCAAUUAUCUCAUUUUUUGGACCUCUACCUACAAGAAAUUGUAAUAACUCUACCGUCUUACCUGAAGGACUCAGCGAGUCUGAUUAGAGACCUAAAGGAGAUCCAAUGGCAACCUGGAUAUAUCUUUUUGACAUUGGAUGUUACCUCCCUGUACUCUAAUAUCCAGCAUGAACUGGGAUUAAAGACUACAUCUAGUUACCUACAUCAGAUCGGAAAAAUGCAGAACGAACAAAUCCAGUUUUUACUAAACGCAUUACGCUUUAUUCUUACCCAUAACGUGUUCACCCACGAGGGCUCUAUCUACCAUCAACAACACGGAACAGCCAUCCGGACUAGGAAUCUAGCUUAUCUCUGCCUCUUCACCCCAUUCAAGCGUGUCCUCGCUCCUCCAUUAACCCCUGGCUCUCCACAUUCCUUCCCCAGCACUUCUACACUGAACAACAAUGAAGUUCGGGUUCACUCACCAGGUAGUAAAGAUGAUGAGGAGCCCACUGGUACAUUUGGCACAGAAAACCCUGAAGAAAUCUCGGAGACUUUGGCACCUGAACCCCAAAAUGUACUGCAAGCAGAAGAAGCCCACCCCAAUCUUCAUAAUGUGCCUUAUGAUAGUUUACCUGCUUUAGUGCAAGCAUAUAUGGCCAAAAAUGAAGAAAAUCAGCAAAAAUAUAUGGCGGUGGUAGAAAAAUUUACAGAUGUAGUGGAAAAUGCAUGUUCCAAAGUAGGCCAAGAGAUGUCUCAUGUCACCCAGGCUAUAUUAAUGCUGAAUUAUACCAUAGCCAAGAAUUUUCAAGCCAAUGACAAGAUGCAAAGGAGUCAAGAGGUUAAUCCACCUACCAGUACAGGGGAAUCCCCACCAAUUAGCCCUGAUAUUGUAGUCCCAACGCAAAAUAUAAUGACAUCCCUACAAAAUCUAGCUCAAAGUCCCAGCAAGGAACCAUUGUGUCUACCCGUUUUGGCUACUGCAAGCAGUGAAUGUAGUAAUAUAGAGUCCAUGUCCUCAAAUGUUCCCCAACCCGGCAAAUCCAAACAGAGCCAAUUCCUUCUGAAUAUCAAGCAGGAAAUGGCUAGCAGUAAACAAUCUCCCGAGGUUGGAUCUUUGCCCAAUGUGUCUCCCAAGCAAUUGAGGACACAUUGUAAGGUUCAAAAUAAUGUUGGCGAACAACCUCAAACAUUGAAAAGGACCCAAAAAUUUUUAAAAAAUUUCGCAAAAAAGGCAAAGAUAAAUUGUUCUUUUUUAUAAUCUCCAAAGUGAGAGAUAUACUAAUACAAUGCUCAAAAUGUAUGGCGGAAAAUAUUUCCUAUCCUAAUUUGUUUACAUUUCACACACUAGUGAAAAUUUUAUUUCGGAAAUGCUGCUAAUUGUUACAAUGAUAUACUAUGUUUAUUUUUUAUUUUUUUAAGCUAACAUUUAUAAAUAAUUUUUUUCUUUGACUUCCUUAUUUGGGUGUAAGAUUUGUUAAACAUGUUCCUAGUCAAUGUAGUUUUGGUUCUAAGAUUUUGGGAACCCCAAAAAAAGCUUAGGGCUUAGUUCAGGUUUUGAAAUCUCUCUGAAACUUGAAAGAAGCAAUUUGCUUGGUUGCUAGGGGCAAAUACACAACUUCUUUUUUUUCUGAUUGUUGAGAAAUGUCCACACUUAACUGGCAGAGGCCACAGCAUAUGGCAGUUAAGUGUGAGAGGAGCUCGGAUUGGAUGAGGCUAGACACCUCACCCCCCUCAGCACUCCAGGCUGCAUUUCCGGUGUUUGUACUUCAGUCCUAAGUCUGUGUCUGAGACGGGAUGAAAUGUGCUUGGGAUUUUUUUUAAGCACAACUCCCACAUUGCCUUUUUUUUUUUUUUUUUGCUUAAUAUGUUCAGAAAAUGUGUACAAACAUUUUGAGCAAAAGCACAAAUUGAAUGACGAAUUUAGUCUAAUUCCUUCAUUUCUAGAUCACACUACUUCUCAAUAUUCUUUGGGUUUGUGAGGCCAAACGGACGUUGCAUUUUUGACUAACAAUCAUGUUAAAAAUCAGAGUUUAAAUAGACCCUUAGACUACGUUUAGACUUUGCUUUUUGGCUGGGAUUGUUUGCAAAUAUGCCACAGCAGUUUGGGAUGCUAAGCCAGAAGAACCUAGAAAGGAAGGAAUUCUACUUCUCCCUUCUUCUGGAUCCACUUCUGGCUUGGGCUCCAAACCUGCAGUGGCAGUAUUGGCAAAAAUGCAAGACAACAAGCAAAGUGGAAACGUAGCUUUAGUGGAGUAAAUAUUAAAUUCAGUAAAUGGCAAAAAAUGUACACUCCACAAAUUAUACAUGCUUCCAUUUAUUUCCUUAAAGUGUAACAUUUGGUGUAAAACUACCCAAAACCAAGAAUAAAAAAAAAAAAAAGGAUUCCAAACAAAGGCCUUACAAUUGAGGCCAAAUAAAGCUUUUAAAUAAAGACAUUCAUCCCAAACAAAAAAGGGCACCCUACAACGUACACAAAAACUAGACAGCAAGCUUUGCAAGAAGACCAUCAACCUUAACAAUCUGUUCUUGCAAUGUUUUCUUGAUGUUCUUGAGCUCAAUAACCACUUCAUUGAUAACACUUGUCUGGUCAGUGUUUGGUACUUCAACCAGGGUAAGAGUGACCAUUUGUUCAUCACACUCUUGAAUCUGUGAGACAAAAGUUAUCAAAAAGUUACUUGCAGAAGUGUUAAAAUCGGAAAUCAAACAUUUGUUUUGACUAUGUUAGUGAGUAUAGACUGCUUGGGCAUGCUGUUUGUUGUAUUUUCCCCACAGGUGGAGACACCCUUGUUUUUAUUAGCCAGUCCCUUUUAGUUAACUGCUAUGGCUUUCCUAUACCACACAUCACGGUGUCACAAAAAACCUUUUCACCACAAAAGGAUGUCAGAGGUCAAGCCCCAUUCCCUGGCCAGCGCACUUACUACUGCGCUCCUGCGCUUCUCCACCUCUAUGGUUGUAUGCAUGGCAUGUCAGGGACGUCCUGUGCGCGCAACCAUAGAGGCAGAGGAGCGCAGGAGGACGAGAAGGACGCGCGCUGGCCGGGAAAUGGGGAGUGACUGUCCGAGCUAUCUUCAGGGUUACAAUCCCCGCUCCUUAAUUCCUGUGACCUACUGCUAUGGUCCAUAGGCCAUAGCAAGAGAUUGCGACCCCGGGCUUGUUUGAGCUGUGAUCAAAACACUGUGCAGGCAGGAGACAGACGUCCAGCCUCCAGCCAUACCCUGUAUAUGGAUGGAAGCUGGAUGUCUGUGGGGGGAGCUGACUCCAAAUUUUGGAGAUCAGUCUA
This is a messenger RNA of Hyla sarda, 3435 nucleotides long. RefSeq lists its product as uncharacterized. The record is from RefSeq and is a predicted model, not a curated record. NCBI's taxonomy places the organism in Eukaryota, Metazoa, Chordata, Amphibia, Anura, Hylidae. Bases 1 to 1413 code for a protein of 470 amino acids. The transcript is spliced from 3 exons.